Amoebophrya sp. A25 is the source of this 406-nucleotide messenger RNA. Lineage: Eukaryota; Dinophyceae; Syndiniales; Amoebophryaceae. The record is from the annotation of a GenBank genome assembly.
UUGAGCAAAGUCGAAGUUCUGGCCGUUUGUUUCCAUGCUGAGAAUUCUUGCACAUGAAAAACGAGAACGAUGAAAAUCCACAGUGCGAACUUUGUCAACUUCUUCCGGCUCAAGGCCGCGCAACAAUAAAACGACUUUAGCAGCAAUGUAAUGCGACUUGAGUCACCCCGAGAAUUCCUCUUAUUGUGUCCGGAACAUGGGCAAAUCUAUCCUCUGCUCUAGGUCGAGCCGGAUGCUUUGUUCAUCCUUUUUGUCAGUAUCUUUUCUUUCCGUCAUGAAUCUACUCGGUCAAAGGGACAGUGAUGCGAAGUCGGCUCUUAUUCGCACCACUAUCAGCACUAUAAUAAAUUUGACUAAUUCAGUAGCUGUUGGACCAUUCGAACACAGACUGUUAAGUCGCGUCUAG